This is a messenger RNA of Chondrus crispus (carragheen), 648 nucleotides long. RefSeq lists its product as hypothetical. The transcript has a single exon. The coding region runs from base 1 to 648 and encodes 215 amino acids. The record is from RefSeq and is a predicted model, not a curated record. Gene Ontology annotation, cellular component: nucleus. Gene Ontology annotation, biological process: protein ubiquitination; ubiquitin-dependent protein catabolic process. Gene Ontology annotation, molecular function: zinc ion binding; ubiquitin protein ligase activity. Lineage: Eukaryota; Rhodophyta; Florideophyceae; Gigartinales; Gigartinaceae.
AUGCACGACGCCGUUCGCGCCAUCCAGCAAGACCCCGCCCUCUCCGAGUCCCAGCAGGCCGAGCGCAUCCACAAUCUCUUCGCUGGGGCCCGCCAGCCGGCUCUCAGCCGCGAUCCGGACCACACCGGCCACCCCACCCGCCGCUUCUCCGGCAAGGGCGUUUCCAAGUGCUACGAAAACUACGCGCGCAACUGCUGGCUCAAGGCCGCUUGCUGCGGCAAGUACUACCCUUGCAGACGCUGCCUCGAUGAGGAUGAGGACCACGGAAUCGACCGCCAUGCUGCAGAGCUGGUCGCCUGCGUCGCCUGCGGCGACCAGGACAAGCCCGUCGCCGACAAUUGCCGCUCGUGCGUCGUCGUGUUUCAAACACGGCGCCGGACGAGCGACACUUGUUGCCAAGUUGGCAGGUACUUUUGUGGCGCGUGCAAGUUUUUUGAUGACUCCAAGGGGAAGGAGGUGUACCAUUGCCACCGGUGUGGCAUCUGUCGCGUGGGUAAGGGGCUCGGAAUCGAUCAGCACCAUUGCAACGGAUGUGGCAACUGUUUUCCGAUAGACACGCGCGACUUGCACCCGUGCGGGGAGCGCAGCCUGGACGCAAAAUGUCCCAUCUGCACACACUACCCAUCCCAAUGCUAUCAGAACUAUUGA